UCAGGAGAUCGCCCGAAGAGGCUUAGUGCAGUUCGACAGUAGGUACAUCAGUAUACAGUACCAUGUUUCUUGGGCUUCAGGUUCCAUAUUCCCGGUCCUCACUUCCAAUAUGCCCCUUCCACCCCUUUUCAUUGUUUUUGCACUUUCUGUUGUCACUUGGUGAGAUCACAGUGCUCACCAAGCUGAAUUGGAACAGCAGAUUGAUCGCAGACCCAAUUCGGCUUGGGAUCACACGAACACGAUAUGGCUCUGCGUCUGCAUCCUCGAGGAGGAUGCGACAAGCCUCUUUCAUGCCACAACGAAAAGAGAGAAAGAUAUCUCAAGGGUAUAUAUAACCGGUAGAGCUCACUCAGUGCACCUGUGACGUGAAAAGCGAUUGAGUUUGGACUAUCAAUGCGUCCCCUGUGCAAAUGACCGCAUUGUUUGGGUCGAAGGUCGUAUCCACGUCCGAAUACAACAAAACAUCUGCUUGCCACAGGUGGCACUGCAAGACCACAGUGAGUUGUCCUUUCACUAUCUACACCUUUGUAUU
Molecule: messenger RNA, 532 nt
Organism: Aspergillus homomorphus CBS 101889
Lineage: Eukaryota; Fungi; Ascomycota; Eurotiomycetes; Eurotiales; Aspergillaceae
Exons: 1
Coding region: 63-335 (90 amino acids)
Source: RefSeq, a predicted model, not a curated record